AUGAAGUUUGCACUUAUAUGUAAGUUCCUACAUUUUUCUAAUAAUAACGAAAUUGACGAAAACACUUCUCAGAGGGAGCUAUUCAAAAUCAAACCUGUCCUAGAUCAGCUUCAAAAAAGGUUUAUGGAGGUUUACAUUCCUGAACAAAGAAUUUCCAUUGACGGGUCACUACUAGGUUGGAAAGGUCGCCUAACGUGGAAACAGUACAUCUCAUCUAAAAGGAAAAGGUUUGGGAUAAAACUAUUUAUUUUAGCUGAAAGCUCAACAGGCUACACCUAUAACUUUUUGAUAUUUACCGGAGCUGAUACAAACUAUGGCAACAGCUUCGUGAGUGAACCUUUAUCAGCUAGAGUGGUAUUAGAACUCUCAAAUAAUAUCUUAGAUAAUGAUUAUUGUCUGUCUCUCGAUAACUACUAUACUAGCGUGGACUUGGCAGAAAAGUUAUCGAUGAGGCGCACAGAUUGUGUUCGCACAGUGAGGUUGAAUAGGAAAGGUAUACCAAAAGAGCUGAAGCAGAAAAAGUUGGAACACGGAGAAGCAUGUGCUUUAUUUAGGAAGAAAAUUAUGUUUCUGAAGUAUAAAGAUAAAAAAGAAAUAGUGAUGAUAAGUACUUUACAUGACAAUCAGUUUGUAGAGAAAAAAAAACAGAGGGAAGGUAAUGAAAAAGCCAGUAGUUAG
Acanthoscelides obtectus is the source of this 678-nucleotide messenger RNA. The record is from the annotation of a GenBank genome assembly. Lineage: Eukaryota; Metazoa; Arthropoda; Insecta; Coleoptera; Chrysomelidae.